Molecule: messenger RNA, 4724 nt
Organism: Pangasianodon hypophthalmus (striped catfish)
Lineage: Eukaryota; Metazoa; Chordata; Actinopteri; Siluriformes; Pangasiidae
Product: zinc finger protein 239-like
Exons: 3
Coding region: 382-1539 (385 amino acids)
Biological process (GO): regulation of transcription by RNA polymerase II
Cellular component (GO): nucleus
Molecular function (GO): DNA-binding transcription factor activity, RNA polymerase II-specific; RNA polymerase II transcription regulatory region sequence-specific DNA binding
Source: RefSeq, a predicted model, not a curated record
CUGGUUUUAUAGUUGCUGAGCUGUGCAGAAGAUGUGCAUGCUGCAGUGGCUGGUGGAGUGACGAUGUUCAUCUCUGAUAAACACCUGGCCAGGUGGCGGUGUGAGCCUCCUCUUCUCAAUCCACCAUAAACUCACAGACACAGAAGAAGACGAGCUGCAGUUUUCCCAUCUGACUGUCUGUAUAUUUCUGAUCAGGUUUUAAUCAGACAGCUGGAGAGUAUCAGAUUAAAAAUAAAAGCUUGUUGUGUCCUUACUUGAGGAGGUUAAAUGAAUUCUGCUUUAAAGCCAAGGCGAGAAAGGAAUAAUGUUACAAGUCAUCUCCUGCUGCUUAUGUCCAGUUUCUUACACCUUUCAAACUGACCUUCACAAACACAUCAAGAGAUGGCACUAUUUCAGAAAUUUGGAGAAAUCAAAUCUGAGAGUUUGUCCCCAGUGAGCUCCAGCAGUCAGUCUGGUUCUCUCCUCAAGAAGACCUCACCCAAACUAAUGUGGGAAAAAAUCUUCCACUGCUCAGACUGUGGGAAGAGUUUUACUAAACUGGGAUACCUCAGAGAUCACCAGAGAAUUCACACUGGAGAUCAAGUAUAUCACUGCUCAGAGUGUGGGAAGAGUUUUAAUCGACAGAGUACCCUCCAAAUACACAAGCGCACUCACACAGGAGAAAAACCAUAUCAGUGCAUCCAGUGUGGGAAGAGUUUCGCUCAACAGCAGAAUCUCCAAACACAUCAGCGCAUUCACACUGGAGAGAAGCCGUAUCAGUGCUCACAGUGUGGGAAGAGUUUUAAUCACAAGAAAACUCUACAACAACACCAGAGCGUUCACACCGGAGAGAAACCGUAUCACUGCUUACACUGUGGGAAGCGUUUCGCUCAACAGCAGAAUCUCCAAACUCAUCAGCGCAUUCACACUGGAGAGAAGCCAUAUCAGUGCUCAGAGUGUGGAAAGUGUUUUUCUCAAAACAGCCGUCUCCAAAUACACCAACGCACACACACCGGAGAGAAGCCAUAUCACUGUUCACAGUGUGGAAAGAGUUUUAGUGGGAGACGUACUCUCAAAAAACACCAGAGAAUUCACACUGGGGCGAAACCCUAUCAGUGCUCAGAGUGUGGGAAGAGUUUUAAUCGACAGAGUCAUCUCCAAAUACAUCAGCACAUUCACAGUGGAGAGAAGCCGUAUCAGUGCAUCCAGUGUGGAAAGAGUUUUAGUGAGAGAGCUACUCUGAAAGAACACCAGCGUGUUCACACCGGCGAGAAGCCAUACCAGUGCUCGCAGUGUGGGAAGAGUUUCAUUCGAAGUAGUCAUCUCCAGCGACAUCAGCACAUUCACACAGGAAAGCGGCCAUAUCAGUGUUCAGAGUGUGGGAAGAGUUUUACUCAACACUGUACACUUCAGCGACACCAGCGCAUUCACACAGGAGAGAAACCGUAUUACUGUAUACAGUGUGGAAAGAGUUUUACACGACUAAGUUAUCUUGAAAGACACCAGCGGAUUCACGCAAGAGAGAGGACGUAUUGGUCCAGCCCGGACGAGACUUCCUAGAGGACUUCACAGUAAACACUGGCAGCUGUAUGAAAACAGUGUAUGUGCAGAUAUGAUCAGAGCACAAAGAAAUCAGGAACAGUGUAUUAAUUGUAGAUCACUGCGUCAUUUUAAAUAGUGCCUAUCAAAGUGCUCUUCCAGCAAGUGAUAGUAGUUAUCAGUAGUGCUGAGAUUAGAAUAGUGGAUUAUAUAGUAGAAACAACAAACUAUUCUUCAACUCCUGAGUCACUCACAGUCAUGAAGACACUGUCUUUUAUAUUACAUAGUUUUGUUUUCUUUAUUUUAAAAUGUUAAAGUGUUAAAAGUUUUGAAAUGGUUCCUGAUCUUUAGUGAUUGCGCUACUAACACAUAGAUUAUAAAUAUAAAGGGAUAUACAGUUAGGUAUAUGAAUAUUUGGACAGUGACACAAUUUUGUUAAUGUUGCCUCUGUACACCACCACAAUGGAUUUGAAAAGAAGCAGUCAAGAUGGGAUUGAAGUGUAGACUUUCAGCUUUAAUUCAAGAGGUUUAACAAAAAUAUUGCAUUAACUGUAACAGACUCUGUAACUUGAAUUGAAUUUCCCAUCAGUUCACAGUGUGCAUCCCCAAACUCUAAUUUACCAGAAAUCAUUCAAAGUCUGACAUCUUGAAGGAUGUGCUUAUAGAUGCGCUUGUAAGGGGAACUCUUAAGGGACUCUAGUAUGAGCGAUCCCACGGCAUGAGAUGCCACAGUGGACUCUUGCGUACAAGGACACCUUGCUCACUUCAGAAAGGUUUUGACAAAUUUCUGAGCCCGUUCUGAGCCCAGGUCCGUCUGUGCCCUACCAACCUUUUCCCACAUCUGGGACACGACUUCUGGGUCUCAACAGGGCAUUCCCUGCACCAUUGUCUCAUCCUGGCAAGUGAGUUGCUCUCAGUGAGGCUAACCCACAUGAGGAACAUUUGUGCAAGGCUAAGUCAGUCAUCCAACCUCAUGCCAACCUGGUGAUUAAUAUAUCUGUCUGUCACAACUUUGUCUGAAUCGACCAGCACAUGGCAGUGUCUCAGGAACUGGUAAGCAGGAUUUGAGGUCUAGAUCAGCCUCCCUUGGUUCCAGCCGGUUGAUGUAUUUUACACUCACAGUGGGUUGCAUAUGCCUCCUGUGCCUCAGGCAGUGAGGGAGAUGUUUGAGGUGACUAUCUCUCCUCAGUGGGGCAUCGCUCCCACACAGACCCCUUUCAUGAGAAAGACUUGUGCCUCAUGUCUAGAGUGACAAAAUAUCAUUAUCACGAUAUUUAAGGACAUUUCUAUGAUACACAAUAUGUAUUAUAUGUUUGUUACCAAACUUUAAUUUAUUUAAUUUGAUUUUACUAAUUUAACCCUUUUUUUAAUGGCUUGCUCCAUAUUGGAGACAUAUAGGAGUCCAAAUCCUGUAGUAUCUAUAUGCCUCUAUUCAUCAUGGGUGACCCGGCUGUCUGCAUACAUCUCAAACACGCAGCAUGCUAGAGAAAUAAAAGUUAUUAUUAUUAUUGUUAUUAUUGUUAUUAUUAGAAAGGCGGAAGGGCUGAACUUGGAACGGAAAUUGAAAUGCCUGUUCUUUGAAAGAAAAAAAAAACUCAAAAAAACUAUGGUUAAAAUCUGGUGUGAUGGGAAAAUUAAUAUAUUCAUUGCACACAUCUACUGACGUGAACCUCUAUCACACGUCUUAUGGUACUACAGCAUGAACAACAUCUGAUAGCUUUAACCUUGAAAUUAUGAAAUGUAUCAUAAUUGAUUAGUUUAUUGCUGUAACAUUUGGAUCUACAUGUUGUUGCUGGGUUAUAGCCUGAAGUAGACUGUCGUGUGCUAGCUUUGGCUGGUAGGCAGAAGGAUCUGAAAUAUAGAAGUGAAGGGGAACUGUGCCUGUCCGCAGUCUGAGAGUCCUCACACCAGUUCAACCUAAAACUGAUGAGAAACUCGCAUUCGCAAUAGGCUACAAGGUGAGACCUUAUCUCUGUUUUAACCUGGCUUAAACUUAUACACGAAUGCACUGUAGUGAAUCGCGGUAUACUGGUUCUUUGGGGACUGUAUAUUUGGUUAUAUUAAUGUGCCUCAUAUUUUUUUAACUGGGAGCACAGUGACAUCUAGUGGUGCGCAGUAAUUAUUGCAGCCAGAAAGUUAAGGCUGUGGAGCACCUUGUUGAUUUCAUAGUUUUAAUCCAUUAUGUGCCUGAGAAUUCUGUGUAUUCAUUGUUUUCUGCUGAUAACAUUCUGUUAAAGUGCUUCAAUAAAUGUUAUGUAUGUGAAAACAUUAUGAGUGUGAUUUUUAAAAUGUCUUGUUCCGGAGAUUUGCUGCCAUCACUGCAAACAGUAUGAAAGUAUAUAAGCACCAAUCAGUCGAAUGUUAUGAUUACUAAUUAAACAUUAGAUUUCAUGUUGUAUUACGUACUGUAUAUUCAUGGGUUUGAUUUGCACAAGUAGUCCAUGUGAAGGGAGAACAGGUUUGCUGUGAGGAAAGGUGAGCAAAGGUGAAAGAAGAUCAUAUCCCCAUAUGGGAUGUUUGUGCAACAUUAUAAAGAGAAAGGACAGUGUAUAUGGUGCUGUAUGGAUUGUGAAUGUCGAACUGUGUGUGUGUGUGUGUGUGUUGAAGAUUUUUAUUUAAUAACAGUAUUUGCUCCACUUUGCUGGGCUUCAGGCGGCUUCUUCUCUGGCUAUUUCGCUAUUUUGCCAAUCUUGCCAUCCUCUCGCAGGAUACAGAGGAUGCUGGUGUGAUUAGGUAUUGAAUUGCAACUUGAUAAAGCAAUUUAUGAGUUACUCAGUAGUUUAGUUGGUCCUCUGACGCUGGGAGUUUUGGGUCUUUUAAAUACGUAAACAAACAGAAGGAACAUGUAGUCAAUCUGAUCCAAUGCCUCCAACAGCAGAAAUCAACAUAGAACAUACACUAUAUGGCCGAAAGUAUACGGACACCUGACCAUCACACCCAUAUGUGCCCAUUCCAAAACCAGGUGUGGGCCCUUUAUUUACAGUGAAGGGAAAUUGUAUCCUUUAUUUACAAAGGCAUUCUAUACAGUUGUGUGCUUCCAACUUUGUGGGAACAGUUUGGGGAAGAACCUCAUAUGGGUGUGAUGGUCAGGUUAGAUUUUGGUCAUACAGCAUACUUUAUCUUUGGACCUCAGCAGUGUCAAGCAGAUCCCAGAGCUUUCUGUCAGCUGGAUGCUGUGGUGUUGAUGGUGAUACUGAUUGUGGUGA